ACAUUGUGUAUCAGUGUGUGAUAGUACACAGACUGUAGUGAAUGUGUACACAGUGUUGCAGCUGCUGCUGCUUUAAGCCUGUCUUUUGGGAUGGGCUGAAUUCAUAACGUCAUUUCACUUCUCUUUCUUUUAUUCUUCGCCCCCUCAUCUCCUUCCCUCUCGAAAUGACACCGUACCCCGUGCUCCGUUACACCUCCGGCCAUGCUCUCCACACAAUGAUUAUUCAGAACUUUCUCUCGGUGUUUCUCCCUGCGGAGCAUUUUUCCGGAGCCUCAACUUUUCUCGCGUGUCAUCAUUUCUGGAGUUAACGCGGCAGAGUCAUCCGAGGCGACCAGAGCUCGCUCAUAUGUGGAGAGUAAAAAGAGCCAGUGAAACAGGCCAGGAAAUGCGGAGCCGGAGGUAGCCUGCUGCUGCUGAGAGAAAUGGCGAGCCUCGGGAUGUUUGUGCUCUGAUUCAGCUGCUUCACAUCAGCAUGAUGUUUUCUCCUCUCUCUCUGUCUCAGGAUGAGUUCCAUCCGUUCAUUGAGGCUCUGCUGCCCCAGGUUCGUGCCUUCGCCUACACAUGGUUCAACCUUCAGGCCAGGAAAAGGAAGUACUUCAAAAAACAUGAGAAAAGGAUGACUAAAGAAGAAGAGAGAGCAGUGAAAGACGAACUGCUGGGGGAGAAGGCAGAGGUGAAGCAGAAGUGGGCCAGCCGGCUUUUGGCCAAGCUAAGAAAGGACAUCAGACCUGAAUGCAGAGAAGACUUUGUCCUGUCGAUCACUGGGAAGAAAGCUCCGUGCUGUGUCCUGUCAAACCCCGACCAGAAAGGCAAAAUGAGACGCAUAGACUGUCUCCGACAAGCUGACAAGGUGUGGAGGUUGGACCUGGUGAUGGUCAUCCUGUUUAAAGGAAUCCCAUUGGAAAGCACAGAUGGAGAGCGGCUGGUGAAGGGAGGCCAUUGCUCCAACCCAAUCCUCUGCGUCCAGCCGAGACACAUCUCUGUCUCUGUCAAAGAGCUGGACCUCUACCUGGCUUACUACGUCCAAGAGAGAGAGGCAGAGCAGAGCAGCAGUCCCAGUCGUACAGGAGUGGGUUCUGAUCAGGAGGACAGUCGAACCACCACCAUGGAUGGUCCAGAGUUCCAGGACAGUUUUGUGACAUCAGGAGUUUUCAGUGUCACUGAGCUCGUCCAGGUAUCAAGAACUCCAGUAGUCACAGGAGUUGGACCUAGUUUCUCUAUGGGGGAGCUCCAGGGUCAUCUGGCUUACGACCUCAACCAGUCUGUCAACCAGCCAGUCAGCCUCAGACGAUCACUGGCCAGCACCUCCUCCAGCGGGAGUAAGCGUCAUAAGUCUGGCUCUAUGGAGGAAGAGGCUGACAGUCCCGGAGGAGAGUAUUACCACUCACCUUCCUCUCCUGCCAGCAGCUCCAGGAACUGGACUGAUGACAUGGAAGGAGGUCUGUCUCCUCCAGUGAAGAAGGCAGAGCUGGACAGUCCCUCUCCCCAGGAAGACUCACCAAGACUGGGUUCCUUCACUCAGCACCACCGGCCAGUCAUAGCUGUUCACAGUGGUCUGUCUCGGAGUCCCCACCCUUCCUCAGCUAUUCAUUUCCCACCCACGUCCUACUUCCCUCACGGAGCAAUCCGCUAUCCUCCUCACCUGACCCAGGACCCCCUCAAAGAUCUGGUGUCAUUGGCCUGUGACCCCGCCAAUCAAACCCCCAGCUCCCUGAAUGGCAACAACCAGGUUAAAGUGCCCAGUCACUACAUCUCCUCUCAGAUGUUGGCACCCCCUGGACCAGCGCCCUCUCUGGCUCCUCCCCCAUCCUCCCUCCCCAGGCCGACCCUCGCUGCAGAGUCAAAGGCCACUACCACCUCCUCUGAUGGGGGAGCAAACUCCCCCACAUCACCCACAUACUCGGCCCCUGGGACACCCCCUGCCAAUCGCACCUCCUUCGUUGGAGUCACCCCUCGAGACCCAGGUGGACUCUACCAAGCCCAGUCCUGGUAUCUGGGCAACUGAGGGACCUCUGGAGGAGAGACGCUUGUCCUGGCAGUACCGUCCUGGAGGAGAGGAAACAAUGCUGUCAAGACAACGGCAGAGGGAAAAUAUAUUCAUCUUUGUAGAAGCAUACAUAUAUAUAAAUAUACUGUAAUACUAUAUUUAUAUAUGUGUAUGGACCCAGAAGAGACAGCCUGGAUGGAAGAAGAUGCUGCUCUCACUCACAGCCAUGUGACACUAAAUGCUUCUCACUGAUGUGAGUGUCAAGUGAAAGCAAUGGAGUGAUGCAGAUGAACUGGACCAGUACCAGGCCUCCACACAGCAGAUCCUAAGAAGCCUGUUCCCAGGAUGAGGCCUGUUUCCCUGCAAUGGAUGUCAGCCUUUACCCUGUACCCUGAACCCAGAUAAAGGCCUCCUCCCUGGGACAGACAGACCUCGUCCCCCUCAACACCCAGAAUGCCCCUCUCCGCUGCAGGUGCUGCUUAUGAUAUAUGCAAAUAAGCCUCCCUUUUUUCCUCAAGCGACUAGAAAGAGAGAUCCUGAAGUUAAUAUGUAAUGUUUCUUUGCACUUUUAUUAUUGAUAUGUCUGAAGAAGAUUUUGAGUUGAAACAGCAGUUUUUUUCUCUCUUCCCACCUAAAGACAGAGGCUUUGUCUUUUUUAUUGACAAUCAUCAGCCUGAAACCAUUAAGUUGCUUCGCUAAGCUCAUGUUCUUAAGACUGUUUGAUUGUGCUUUUUUAUCAGAAAACAAUGAGUAAUAGUGGGAUAUAAGAGCUAUAUUCAUGCCUCCUCCAACACAACACACACUGCUACAGUAGGACACCGUAGAGUUCAGCCCAGUGUACUGCUCUGCUAUCUUUUUACAUGAACAUCCUGCUGCUUCCUUCCCUUCAGACCUGAUCAUUUCAUCAGAACUUCUCCAAGCAGCCAGAGACACCGUGCACCUGCCACAAAAAAACAGGAUCAUGUGGCAGCAUAGCUAGCAGUAAACUGUCUGCUGAACUCAUGUGAAACUGUUGUGUGUGUGUGUGUGUCUGUGUCUGUGUCUGUGUGUGUCUGUGUGUCUGUGUGUGUGUGUGUGUGUGUGUGUCAGAUUGUGAAUAUGGUUCCUGCAUUUCCACACUCACGCCUGCUCUGUUUUGAGGAGAUGUGUUAGUGUCUCAGAGAGCACAGUGACGGGGUGUAGAUCAGAAAGGGAGACAGCAGGCGUUGCACUUCAUGAUGCAGCAUGUCAGCGAACUGUGUCCAUGGUUAUGACAGCAGGUCAUGUGCAUGCUGACUUGAACUGAGCACAAAAUCCAGGUUUGUUGUCCAGCUGUAGAGUGGUGGUCUGUGGAGAAGGGUCCAGGUCAGGUGCAGUGCUGGGCUUGGUUUCAAACCCUGAUGAUUCACCACUGGCAGCACUCAACAGAUCACCAUUUCAAACCAGAGCUUUCUUGCUUUUCUGUGUCCAACCUUGACACAUUAUUUGCAUUAUGACAGUACUUUAGUGAGGCAAAGCAAUAUUCUGGCUUAUCACAUCGUAAUAUAGUCGAUAAUCUUUUGAAAGACAUUGAACAGCUUCAUAUCUUACAUGCUGCAUUUGAACUUUGAUUAGAAUCUUCUUGAACACUUUAAAGGUGAGUACUUAGUACUUAAUAGAAUCCAAACAUGAAUCUAUAUCCGUGGUAAUAGCGGCAUCUGGAAACCACAUGUUCGUAGAACAACAACUCAGUCUGUGUGUAGUUGUCAAAGAUCUGAAUGUAGAAGCAGAAUUUAAUUAUGAAUUAAAUCAUUAUUGAUAUUUAUCUGUAAAAUUGAAUACAUACUCCUGGCCUUUUGCUAUUUUCUACACCACCUCUUUGGAGAUGAAAACACUGAAUACAAAAUAGAUUUUUAGGGACUAAUAUUUUAUAAUCUGUGCCAUAUUUUAAUCUCAAAGGCUUUGCCACUAUAAUGUAGUAUAUUGAAAUAGUUUGCUGGGGAUGUGGAUUGGUGUUUCUGUGUUGAGGUGUGAUCAGAUGUUGGCGUGGGGUUAAUCCCAACGGGGUGGAGCUGGACGUGACUCCAUGAGCUGCUUCAUUAUUAUUAGACUAGUUUUACAGCAGAGGUCCCACACAUGUCUUCCAUCUUCCUGUAAAGAUCAGAUGUUUUCUAAUGGCCAAGCCAAAGUUUAAAUGCAAUAUUUCCAACCACUGCCGUAGUCUGAGCAUCCAGUGCAGAAGAGUAGAGCAGUGUUGCACAGUUAGUGGAAAAAUUGGAUUCAUAUAUUGGUUUCACUCGGGGGAAAUAUUUUAUUGUUCCGUGCACGGGCAGAAAGCAGACAUCUGGAAGAUGCAGCCGGCUGUAGUAGAAGAUCACAUUUGAAGGUUCUCAGAGUAACAUUCAGAGCUCACGCACAGCCGGGACAUGCAACAUGCACCGACCAUGUGUGUGUUAGUACUCGGCUCAGAACUCCAGUUCGCUCUCACAUCUUGUUCCUUCUUCCUUCCGUCUCUUUGUUUCGUGAAAUGUUAGUGUGAAACUGUAGGAAUCAGUGUGAUUCUUUUUUGCUGAAGGUAAAAUAUUUUCCACUUGCACGUGUGGAGAAUUGGAUUUGCGUUCAUUCUGAUCACAGGUUGUCCUUUCCAUUUUCUUUCCCAGGGUUUGGGGCUAGUGUCAGUGUCUCCUAGGCGUUCAGAUUUUAUACUGAAGGUGCUGAUAUGAGCUGGGUUUUGGUUGUAUACUGCAUGGUGCUGCCCUGGUGGCUGUGUUGACCUAAUGAAUGCAUGGCUCAAACUGAUGAUACCUCUCCCUCUGUCCUGCUCCUCCUUCCUCCCAUGUACUCUGUACUACAGCAGACACCAGUGGAUUGAAGGGCUGUCUAUUUCUUUACAUUUUAAUAAUAGCCCUGUUAUUAUACUUCUAUUUUGCACGAUAUUUCAUAAAACACAUUAUGUGCCUUGCCUUUAGUUAAACAACAAUAAUACAUUAUAUAAAAGUGAUCAUACUUUUCAUGGUACAGCUGGUAGCACUUACAAAACAACAAGAAAAAAAGCUGCAUGUGUGAUUGCUUGGCAUUAACCAGUGUAGAAGGUGUAUUAAAGAAAGCUUUCUUUAGCUUCAGAGGAGGCUCUGCUGCCAUCCAAAUAAAGAGAGCACUGUUUCACAGUGGAAGGACAAGUCCACAUUUUGGGAAUUAGAUUUGUUUGCGAUCAUAUGCAGAGUCACAUGAGGAGGACAAGUGUUCCAGCCUCAGCCUGCACACAGUACAGACAUGUUUAGCUCAGAUAACCACAUCUCCCAGCUUUCACCAGCUCAUUGUUGGCUCUGAAGUCAUCCCGUCACCUAAGUGUGGAAUUUCGGCCCCAUGAUAUAAACCCCUGUCCUGGAGGGCAUCAGUGAUUAGGAUACUGUAUCACAUCUACACUUAUCUAUACUCUGAUCACAUGACCAAAGUGAAUCAGUCCAUGACAGCUGAGCAAACUCAGACGUAAGGAAACUCAGAAAAGGCUUGAGUUAAGAUUUUUUAGCCAGUAAAUCCUGUUUCUAAGGUCAACAAUGAACUGGACACAGAUAUAUGUUGUCAUCUUAUUCUGGGUAAAAACUAGAAAAAGCAACUGUAGCACCCAAAAUCAUGAAAAUCUGUUCCUUUAAUGUGUGGAUCUUUGUGGAAGACAUCCCCAGGUGAUGAUUGCGCUCACAGAGCUGAUCCACUGGCUGAUAGGUGUGUGUGGACAGUAACAGUGUUGCUGUGUGUGACACUAUGGAAGGGUAGGAGGUCAGUCCUGCCUCAAUGUUCACAAUACAAACAAAAGCCAUGUUCAGCUCUCUCCACAUCCUGUUUUAAUAUUAAGUAUGCAAACACAUUGAUAGUAUUUAUUGCAGGGAAAAGUCUUAUACUAUAUUGUGAAUAUGUUGUGGCCAAGCCACUCAAUCCCAUGUAAUGGAAACAUGUUAAACACUCUGCAGCACUAACACCGUCCAUUUGCCUGUAUGGUGACAAAUCAAACAAGACACUGCUGAGGGUCGAUGGGUUUGAGUUUUCUAUGGAUGCAUGCACUUAACACUAUUACUCAACUCGGCUUCUAGGUUCUUUUUUAGUUAUUUCUUGAGUUGUUUUUAUUAUGUUGCUAGUAGCAUUAUAGUUUUAAAGAGUGUGUGUAAAAAUAUAUACACUCAUAUAAAGGAUGUACAGAAUGUUACAUUGUGUAUUUGGCUCUCUGAAGAUGGUGGCCUUGCCGCAGAGUAAGGGACCCAUGAAAUGGGAAAGGUUUAGCCAUGAGAGAGAUGAUGAAUGAUAAAAGGUGAGACUUGCAGUGGGAGAGAGACAAUCCUGGCAGUCAAGUUGAGUUAAAGAGAUCUAGAAUGCAUACUUCCACUAAAGCUGCACAAUCCACUACAGGAGUUCUUUUAAUAUCAGUGUUUAGAAAUCUGACAUUGGAUCAGAUUCAAGUACAAAGUGAUAGACACUGAUGUCACGCUUUACAAUACAAUUAGGGCUUUGAAUGGGAGCAGUAGACCUGGCAGACCCUGGUCCUGGGUCAGGUCCUCAGGUCCUGGGUCAGGUCCUCAGGUCCUAGGUCAGGUCCUGGGUCAGCCAGUAAUUACAAUUUCAUGUUACAAUUUCAAUGCCUCUGUCAUUCAAAGACUAUAAUGUCCUAGAUAAUAUGGCCAUGGUGAUAUAUCCCAGAGAAUGUAAACAGAGUCUGCAGGUCUGAAGCUGGGUGGUGGUGGUCCUCACAUGGCUGCCACUUAAAACUACAAGCAUCAGGAUAUUUUCUCCAUCACUGAGGAGCCAUGUGACGACACAAAGGCCACAUAGCUUCCUUACAUACGGCUGCUGUGCACUGUGAUGUCUCUACAACAGCUACUAAAAGAGACAUUUGAUUAUUAUUAAUAAAAUAACACCACCAAGCCAAAAUGAGACAAGACACACUCUUGUAACUAUGGUAACACUGGUGCCAAUCAAAGUGGAGAUUUCUUCCAAGCCUUGUGUGAGGGGAAGUUGUGUAGUAGUUCAAUAAACAAUUACAGUGUGUUCAGGAUGUCUGGACAAAAGUGAGUGAUGUGCUCUCCUUACCUUCUCUGCUCUAUUCAAAUAUACCAAGCAUGUAAACAACAUGGAAAGUGAAAAAACAAGCAGUGCCUAUCAUUUUACUGCUCGCUUUGAGUUCAUUUGUAUGCUGUGUUUUGCAGUACGUGUUGUGUUUAAGCACCACAUGGUCAUGUGACACAUUUGAGCCCAGGGGCUGGUGCUCAGGCUGGGCUGUGGAGGCGGAGUGCAGGUCCUGAGCUAACAAGCCAUAAAACAACCCAAAGAGCUGAAGAACAUCUAGAAACAUUCACGGUUCUUCAUUUAGGCGGGAUUAUAUUCAGGGACUAAAGCUGUGUCCUAUGUCUGCCUCCUUUCAGGUUUGCACUAGAAAAAACUAUCACGUUCCAAAUGCAGCUUAAAGAUGUGGUGAUACACUUCACACAAGGUUACCAAAGCCAGAGGAGGGAGCAGAUGAGCACCUUAGUUAGGGUAUAACACAUUGUUGCAUCAUACUGAGUUGUUUCUUGGUCAUUAUCUUUGGGCUCUGAAACUAAUGUCUCUCUUGUUGCUCUCUCUUCUCCGUCCGGUCCGGAUGCUCAGUAUACCAGUAUAACAGACGAGGCAUCAGAGCAGGAAGAUGCUGAGCUGAGAACGCUCAUUUGGGGAAAGUAGGGAAAUGGCAGAUUUAGAUUAAUACUUAAUUCCAUAUCCCAUAGUAAACAAUAUGUGUGUGCCAAAUAACAACUAAGUGUAAUCAACUCCAUAACUUAUAAGUUAAAUAAGUCUGUAAUAAACAUGCAGUGUUAGUUUUAGUCUUUGAUUCAGCAAGUAAGAUAAUUCCAUACUGAUUCACUAACAUCUGUUAACUACUCUACAAUCCUUGAUUUAUUAAGUAGCUAUUAGUUCAAUUAAAAAUAUCGAAGAUUUUCAUUAGAUAAAUGUCUGUUAUGAGGUAAGUGUUUGAGCCUAUGUAGUCGCAGUAUUAUGACCUCGUAGUCUGUGGCGACAUUCCCUGGAAAAAUCCCAAGCGGCUCACAGUUAGUGAGUGCAUUCCAUCACAACGCCAGAGCGGCACAGCUAACGCAACACACUCGCUAGUGUGUUGAAGAGACAUACCGCUAACGCUGCAAGUAUCGGUUAGCAUACUACGGCCGAACAAGCAAAACGACAGGCGAAACAAGUAAAAGUGAAAUUCAAAAAAACACGUGCAAUCACUGCUCAUUGCCAGAGGUGCCGCCAAAUAGAACAAAAAGUAGAUCUUCGAGAUUAGAACUUUAACUAUGCAAUUAUUAGCACUUCCAUAUUAGUUGCAACCGACUUUGGAUUUUGUGAACCUUGGCUGACUGUUACUACCACACCAUUAUGUUGCAGUGUGUCUCAUGCAGGGGUCAGUAUCCCCGUGUUAACAGAUCACUGGAUCCAGUGAUGCUUAGUUAAUCUUGGUCGAAGCUGCUUGUAGUUUUACCCCGGUAGAAAAUCUAAAUCUGCUUAUUUGAAUAGUUUCUUCACAUUGUCAACGAUCUGUUACAUUUGUUUGCUACUUGUUGUUAUUCAUUGGGAGAGAGUUUGGUGUUUUUUUAAUGGAGGAUUUUGAAUUCUCUUUUAAUGGUCACACAUGUACACAACACAGUGACAUUUAACCCAUCCUAGUAUUAGGAGCAGUGGGCAGCUACUAUACAGCGCCCGGGGAGCAGUGUGGGGGUCCAGUGCCUUGUUCAAGGGCACCUCAGCAGGAGGCCAACAGUCCACUCUCCAUCGUUGGUCUGUUCAGGGACUUGAACUGGUGACCCUCCGGUUCCCAAGCCAAGUCCCUCCGGACUAAACUACUGCCGCCCCAAACUUAAAUGAUGUUCUCACCGCUGUUAGCACUGUUAGCAGAGAAUAACCAAAAAUGUUUGUGUUCAGAUGCAUCAUAUCAGAAUCAUGCUUUACAUUGUGAGGGCGGGUCAGGGUUAGUAUUGUAAGUGAACAGCAGUGCUGCUGUUUGUUAGCAGUUGAUCAGAUCUGUAGCUGAAUGCUGUUUGAUGAAGAAAAGGAUAUGUACACAGUUCGGGGAUGUUCUCAUAGAGGGCUCUUUUCUAUAGACUUCUAUUCUUAUUCAACACUAUCCUACUGCUGCUGUAGCCUGAAAACCUUGUAACUCCAAUAUAUGUUUCUUUUUGCUCUUUCUAACUUGAAUUGAAUUCAAACAGCUUUCUGUAAUCAGACUCACAGCAGUUGGAAAACCUCUCUUCGUUACUCAAAAUCAGAUUUUGUAGAGUUUUCCUGUGACAGCAAUGCCAUUUUGAUUCCUUUGCGUACCUGUGGGUGCGUUGCUUCUGCACACUGUAUACUCCAUGUGCUGAAGACAGUUUGUAAUGAACGAAAGAGUUUUUUCUCAGAAAACAUUUUAAUGCAGUCGCAUAUUUUAAGGAUUUUUUUCUCCUAACUUUUCAGAUAUUAUAGUAAAGGACUGCUUUGCUUGCUUUCAGAUAUAUAUCCCUUACAUCAGAGAGAGCAUAGGCAUGGACAGCUUUCAUCAGUUAUUGCAUGACUACAGUCCACACAGACCACAGUCCUUUCCACAUGAACUGUACAUCAGGACGUUAUAUGGAGUUCCCCCAAUACCUCAAAACAAUAGAAAAGGUUGAGGUGAAGUCAACAUGUCAGCGUGAAUUAUCAUACCACUUAUAUCCCUUCCUCAAGAACACAUUAAAGAACAUUCUUGUCUAACUUGACUUAUUAAGUUGAUAAACAAUUCAAUUGACACCUGACAGCCAACCAGAAACACACAAUAAUGCAUGACUUAGUAUCCCAAUAUAAGAACAUAAUAGCGGUAGAGGUAGAGGCCAGUUGUGAUGUUCACUGUGGAGAGGGCUGCUCCUCUGGACUGGAUGUAGUUUGUAGCAGCUUUAACCUUUUCCUUUGGAAGCUAAUGUCAAUAAUCAACCUUUAUUUGCAUGAUGUAACCUGUUCCUCUCAGACUGCAUUUAGACAGGGGCAGGAAAUUAUGUUAUGUUAUGUCUUCUUCUGAAGUCAUGGAAUCACAACUUCCUGUUCAAGGUUGGACUUUCUGUUCCUGUGAGUUUGAGUGACAGCUGUCUGAACCAGUGUUUCUGACCUAAUGUUAUUCUGCUGUGGGGGAUAUCAACAUCUUUGAUGAUAUGUCAUUAUAACCAUACUUAGCCAUUGCUAUCAGCAAAUGCUGAUGGAUUCAUUACUGGAAAUGAGUAUGUUUCCCUAUGCAAAAAUAUACCAUUAAUAAACAAGCUAUACCACAACUCA
Molecule: messenger RNA, 10243 nt
Organism: Cottoperca gobio
Lineage: Eukaryota; Metazoa; Chordata; Actinopteri; Perciformes; Bovichtidae
Gene: nfic
Product: nuclear factor I/C
Exons: 13
Coding region: 473-2005 (510 amino acids)
Biological process (GO): regulation of transcription by RNA polymerase II
Cellular component (GO): nucleus
Molecular function (GO): RNA polymerase II cis-regulatory region sequence-specific DNA binding; DNA-binding transcription factor activity, RNA polymerase II-specific
Source: RefSeq, a predicted model, not a curated record